Phytophthora sojae is the source of this 639-nucleotide messenger RNA. RefSeq lists its product as hypothetical. The record is from RefSeq and is a predicted model, not a curated record. NCBI's taxonomy places the organism in Eukaryota, Oomycota, Peronosporomycetes, Peronosporales, Peronosporaceae. The transcript is spliced from 3 exons. The annotation marks the transcript as partial.
AUGGCAGAAGUGCUGUACCGCUACAAAACGCACAGUUUAUCGACGCUCAUCGACGUGUACGAAAGCUUGCAGGGCCGUUUACGUGGAUCACAGAGCCACUCGCAAGUGUACGCGCCAUAUGAAGAGCUCAUUCUGCUGCGUCUUUCGUUUCUACACGCGGCGAAGGCCUCUAACGCCGUCCUAAAGCAAGCGAAACGAAUCAAAUGGCCGUGCUCGAUCCGAUUUCCAUUCCACUUCAGCGACGCAGAAGUGAUUUCCAUGCGUGGAUUUUUCCUACAACUCCAGGAGGAGUUGAUGCGAAUCCCCGUUGAACGCAGAAGUAGCUGGCGAGAUUUCCACCCGUUGCACCAGGAGCUGAUGGAGCUAGUGGCGAGGUCUGCGCCGCCUGGUGAAGUGUCUGGUAGCGGCGGCCGAAUGCUGAACAGUGUGCGGUAUCGCACCGAGAACUUGCGGGGACUUCGCGUAUUUGGGAAAACGACUCCGACCAGAACUCCACCAACGUGGACGAACCUGUCUCCUAGCUGGGAAGAAGACAUGGAGAUCCCGGUCUCGUCGGCCAGGGCGAUCCUUACCGUCAGUGUGAUGAACAGAACGCGACGGAACUCUCGGUGGCAAGAUGCUGACACGAUUGGAUACGUC